Perca fluviatilis (European perch) is the source of this 1242-nucleotide messenger RNA. RefSeq names its product hydroxyacylglutathione hydrolase-like protein. NCBI's taxonomy places the organism in Eukaryota, Metazoa, Chordata, Actinopteri, Perciformes, Percidae. The transcript has 9 exons. Bases 168 to 1001 code for a protein of 277 amino acids. Gene Ontology annotation, molecular function: hydroxyacylglutathione hydrolase activity. The record is from RefSeq and is a predicted model, not a curated record.
AUGUCUCGAUGAUGUCGCGAGAACUUCACAAUCUGAAUCGUCUGAAUUCAGAGAUGUAGAAUAAUAACUUUCAGACCAUAACAGUCGGACAAGGAUACAACAACCUCUAAUCGAUAUCAGAUAGACUGAGUGUUGCGCACUGUGGUGCGCAUGCGUUUAACGGUGCCAUGAAGGUAAAGGUGAUCUCCAUACUGGAGGACAACUACAUGUACCUGGUGAUUGACGAGCAGAGUAAACGGGCCGUAGCUGUGGACCCUGCUGUACCACACCGGCUGCUAGAAAUAGUGAAGAGAGAGGGCUUGUCUCUGACAGCUGUCCUCACCACACACCAUCACUGGGACCAUGCUCGGGGGAAUGAGGCUCUGUUGAAGGAGGUUCCUGGGCUGAGGGUGUAUGGGGGAGACGAUCGGAUCGGGGGUCUGACGGAUAAAGUAACUGACGCCCAGGAACUCAAGUUUAACUCCAUCAAUGUGAGGUGCCUAUUCACUCCCUGCCAUACCUCUGGGCACAUGUGCUACUUUGUUUGGGAGGAUGAGUGCACUGACGCCCCUGCUGUGUUCACAGGGGAUACAUUGUUUAUCAGUGGAUGCGGGCGGUUUCUUGAGGGCACAGCAGAACAGAUGUACCACAAUCUCACCCAGGUGCUGGGCUCCCUACCUCAAGACACGAAGGUGUUCUGUGGACACGAGUACACCAUUAAGAACCUGAAAUUUGCCAUGCUGGUGGAGCCAGAGAAUGAAAAGGUUAAAGAGAUGCUGAGCUGGGCCAGGGCGAGAGAUGAUGAUGACAAACCCACAGUGCCUUCUACCCUAAUGGAGGAGUUUGAGUACAACCCUUUUCUUCGCCUCUCAAAGGAAGGAGUACAAAAGUUCACUGGAAAGACAGACCCCAUAGAGGUGCUGAGGGUCCUGCGGAAGGAGAGGGACACAUUUAAGAAGCCCAAGCAGAGGCUUCCUCCCCAUGCCAUGUUGGCUUUGGAGUGGGGGCUUCUCAGACCCUGAGAUCCAGUUUCAGAGAUCUGAACAUACUCAACUAUCAAGGAGAGAUAGUUUGAAUGACUGAAUGCAGCAAGACACAACUCUGUAGAGUGUUAUGUGUUGCUCUAACCCUCAAUGUAACCAAUGUAUACUACUGGGAACCUGGUUGACCAUAAUGUGUGUGUUGUUUAAGUAAUAAUGAAACAAUGACUGCACAAAGAAGGCAGUGUAAAGCUGCUUUCAUUAAAUAUUCCUACAAGCUAAA